AUGUUUUCUCAACUUAUCAAUGCAGGAUAUAAUAAUGCGACAGAAUUAAUUGAACUUGUUGUACCUAUGAUAUGGGCAUAUGUCGAUGAUAUUAAACCAUGGUUUGAUGACUCAUUUUGGAUUAAAUUUUCGACAUUUCCUGAAGUAUGGGUUGCAAGUUCAUAUAAAGGUUCAUCUGGUGAAAUAACAACAAUGAGCUAUAUUGGUCAUCAUCAACGUAAUCAACAAACAUGGCUUGAAGCAAUGUAUAUAGCAUGGGAAAAAUAUAAAGUAAAUUUUACUGGUGUUGCUGUUACCGGUUGGUCUCGUUAUGAUCAUAUGCUUUCUUUAUGUGAAUUUCUUCCAUCAUCAAUACCUUCACUUGCAUAUUCCUUACAAACAAUUGUACAUGGUCGUUUAACUAAUGAAUUAAAUGAAACAAUAUCUCGAACAUUACUAGGUUGUAAUCAAAUGCCAUUAUGGGAACGAUCAACAUAUCCAACAUUCGUAACAUGUACAUUUCCAGGUCAUCAAAUGUAUGAAAUGAUGUAUCAAUAUGAUUAUAUUAUGCGACAAUAUGAAGAAACAAUGUCAUUUGUACGUUUAUAUAUAACAGAUAUUCAUUUACAUCAAAAUUAUAUUCAUUAUAAACGUGGUGAAGAAUGUCUUGAACGUUUACUUACAUUAGAAAGUCAAAUGAUACAUUUUAUAGAUGCAUUUCAAAAUGCUUGUUUAGUUUUUUUUACAGCUGAUAUUGGUCCAGAAUGGUUACAAACAUAUUUUAUGCGUACAUUUAAAGAUGUUCAACAACGUACAAGUUUUAUUGAACGUACAUUAAAAACACAAUCAUCAUGGCUACAACGUCCAUUACCGAAAAAUAUUUCUAGAAUUAUUGUUAAAAAAAGAAAUAUUACAAUUAGUAGUUUAGUACGAAAUUCUUAA
This is a messenger RNA of Rotaria sp. Silwood2, 921 nucleotides long. The record is from the annotation of a GenBank genome assembly. Lineage: Eukaryota; Metazoa; Rotifera; Eurotatoria; Philodinida; Philodinidae.